Molecule: messenger RNA, 1307 nt
Organism: Bufo bufo (common toad)
Lineage: Eukaryota; Metazoa; Chordata; Amphibia; Anura; Bufonidae
Gene: MTHFSD
Product: methenyltetrahydrofolate synthetase domain containing
Exons: 8
Coding region: 28-1221 (397 amino acids)
Cellular component (GO): cytoplasm
Molecular function (GO): RNA binding
Source: RefSeq, a predicted model, not a curated record
GCAGACACGUGGAAUGUGCAGCAGAACAUGGAGCCUGCCACCCGAGUCCGAGCUGGAUGCAGUAAAUGGGACAUUCGCCAGAAGGUUUGGGAUUACAUGGAACACAAUGAUCUGGCCGAUUUCCCGCGCCCGGUUCACCACCGCAUCCCCAACUUCAAGGGGGCGCCGCAGGCUUGUGAGCGGUUAACGACCUUGCAGGAUUUCCAGUUGGCGAAGACGGUUAAGAUAAAUCCGGACGCUCCGCAGAAGAACGCACGAUUUCUCACCCUACAAGCCGGUAAAACGUUGCUGGUUCCGACUCCGCGGCUCAGAACCGGACUCUUCAACCGGAUCACUCCACCUCAAGGGGCCAGCAAAGAGGUGCUGAGGAUCUGCUCCACCUCACAGGGAGUGAAGGAUUUCAGCGUCCCACUGGGCCUGGAUUCUGCGCUGCAGGUGGAUCUGGUGGUUGUCGGAUCGGUCGCUGUUUCGGAGAAAGGCUGGAGAAUCGGGAAAGGUGAGGGCUUUGCAGAUAUGGAGUACGCCAUGAUGGUGGCCAUGGGUGCGGUGACAGAACAGACGGUGGUGGUCACCGUGGUCCAUGACUGUCAGGUGCUGGACAUCCCCGAGGAUCUGCUGGACGACCACGACCUGACCGUGGACUACAUCCUGACCCCCACCCGGGUUAUCAAAACAGACUGCAGCCGCCCCAAACCGCAAGGGAUUAUAUGGUGCAAGAUAAGUCGGGAGACGAUGAGUAAGAUCCCGAUCCUGAGGAAACUCCAGGAUCUUGAGCGCAGAGCUGGGAAGGAUGUGACGCUGAAGAGUGACGAGGACCCCACCCUAAGGAGCCCGAGCACAGGAGCAAUGGGAGCGGCCCACCCCAAUCGGGCUCCGGUCACCGAGGACAACCCAACCGACCAAAAGGAGGUCACCACCAUUUAUAUUGGGAACAUCCCCCCCACUACCCGGGUCAGUGAGCUGAAGAGCUUAUUACGAGAGCGGGGGGCGUCUCCAGUGCACCUGACAUGGCAGGGUGCCCAGCACCGAGCCUUCCUGGACUAUGCUGAUCCAUGCCAGGCCCGGCUGGUGCUGUCCAGCCUGGAGGGGCUAAGUAUAGGGGGGCAGGCCAUGCAGGUAGAACUGGCCAGAACCCAGCAGAACCAAGUCAACAGAUACCAAGUCUAUGGACAGAAGAGAAGCCAAUACUUUACACAUGGGGGUGACACCCCAGGAAAGUAGAGGUCACCAGGCCGGGAACGGAGCGAGACGCCCUCCACUGGGAGGUUCCGAACAUACAAUGGAAUCUGUUUCUGGGAAAGCUGGGU